GCAGAUAUAAUAAUCCGAUAAUAUCCAUUGAUCUCAGUUAAAACACUCAUAAUAGUUAUUGCAUAUAAUCUAAAUAAUUAGUAGAAUGCAGCGGGGAGACAUGUGUGAGAUCAAAAAGCACACAUAAACAUGACUUGCCCACUAAACCAGCGUUAACACCUCUUGCCUUAUUAAGAGGUAAAAUGCCGCUUUCAACCGCAAUAAAAAGCAAUAUUGCUAUAUUGAUUUUGGUUGUGGUGGUAGCGUAUCUCUUAAACUACAUAGUUUUUCGACCAGUGGCGUUGACGUCAUAUGGUACUUCCACAUAUUAUUUGGAUUCCAUCAAGGUAUCUGCAGCUUUUAUUGGCAUCAUAGCACUAUUUAUGGCUAUCUUAGGAUUUAUGUUAAGUUGGUGGCUCAUUACAUGCUAAUCGGCCAUUCAUGUGAUAGAGCGUGUU
Messenger RNA from Babesia bovis T2Bo, 437 nucleotides. Its product is annotated as putative integral membrane protein. The record is from RefSeq and is a predicted model, not a curated record. The coding region runs from base 183 to 410 and encodes 75 amino acids. NCBI's taxonomy places the organism in Eukaryota, Apicomplexa, Aconoidasida, Piroplasmida, Babesiidae. The transcript has a single exon.